This is a messenger RNA of Daucus carota subsp. sativus, 2181 nucleotides long. RefSeq names its product floral homeotic protein APETALA 2. The transcript is spliced from 10 exons. Bases 386 to 1939 code for a protein of 517 amino acids. Gene Ontology annotation, biological process: regulation of DNA-templated transcription. Lineage: Eukaryota; Viridiplantae; Streptophyta; Magnoliopsida; Apiales; Apiaceae. Gene Ontology annotation, molecular function: DNA binding; DNA-binding transcription factor activity. The record is from RefSeq and is a predicted model, not a curated record.
AGUGGCAAGUUGGGGGAGAGAGGGGGAGUCUACAGUAGAAGAAGUAUUAAUCAAGAAGGGGUUUAGCUUCUUUCAGCUAAGCCUCCGAAAACUGCCCUCGUCUAUGCUGUAUUGGGCAGUAAAUAGUAGUUCGGGAGGCAUAAGAUCUAGCGGAACAUUUACUUGCUACCUCUUUUCUCUUUUCUCUCCUCUCCCUGCAUAACAUAUCACUCAAUCUCUCCCUCUUUCUUUCCUUUUUUACAUAUUUUCUCUCCCGCAGAAGAAAACUUGUUCAUCUAUCUGUCAUCUAAGAUGAUGUUGAGGAUCAUAUAAAUAAAUAAGGUUUAGAUUAGAUCUGUUAAAGAAUUAUUUUUGUUGUACUAGGAGAAGAUCGAUUAAAAAAGAAAUGUGGAAUCUAAAUGACUCCCCGAGCCACGAAAGAGACGAGGAAGAAUCAGAAGAAGGGUGUUCAUCACCUUUUGACGGAGAUGGACCUGAGUUUGACAAGGGUAAACGGGUCGGAUCCAUGUCGAACUCGAGCUCAUCGGCUGUGGUAAUUGAAGAUGGUUCCGAGGAGGAGGAUGGGAGUCGGAGAAAACGGAGCAGUAGCAAGAUUUUCGGGUUUUCAGUGAACAACGACAACUCACCGGAGCUAGAGCCUCCGGUGAUCACUCGCCAGUUUUUUCCGGUGGAUGAGUCGGUCGAAACAAUGGGAAUCGCAUCGGAGGCUAGCGCCACCUCCACGUUUCCGAGGUCCCAUUGGGUUGGUGUUAAAUUUGGCCAAACGGAACCUCCUCGCACCGCCGGUGUCGCCGGAAAGUCUACGGAGGUUCCACAGCCAUUAAAGAAGAGCCGGCGUGGGCCACGGUCGAGAAGUUCACAGUACCGCGGCGUUACUUUUUACCGGCGAACCGGUCGGUGGGAGUCACAUAUUUGGGAUUGUGGAAAACAAGUUUAUCUAGGUGGAUUUGACACUGCACAUGCCGCUGCCCGUGCAUACGAUAGAGCGGCCAUCAAGUUUCGGGGAGUGGAGGCAGACAUCAAUUUUGUACUUGAGGACUAUGAGGAAGACUUGAAACAGAUGAGCAAUUUAACCAAAGAAGAAUUUGUGCAUGUGCUUCGAAGACAAAGCACUGGAUUUCCCAGAGGGAGUUCCAAGUAUAGGGGUGUUACUUUGCACAAAUGUGGUAGAUGGGAAGCCAGAAUGGGCCAGUUCUUAGGCAAAAAGUACGUCUAUUUGGGUCUCUUUGAUACUGAAAUUGAAGCUGCCAGGGCAUAUGAUAAGGCUGCAAUUAAGUGCAACGGCAAGGAAGCGGUUACAAACUUUGAUCCUAGCAUUUAUGAAAUUGAGCUUCAUCCUACUGAAACUUCUAGUAAUCAACGGGAUCAUAAUCUAGACUUGAGCUUGGGCAGUACCGGGUCAAAGCAAAAGGAAUUGGGAGAUGAUCAUAGUCACAACCAACAAGGGAGGGAUCAACAGUCAGCCUCAAUGGGUUAUCCAAUGAAUAGUUGGCAAAAUCGGGGGAUUAGGCCUAUGCUCAGUCUUCAACAGCAAGAAUCGGGUCGAAACCAAUUGGAAUCACAAAGAAGAGAUGGGUACAAUGAGAUGGAAACGUUGCAACUUCUAAGUCAAACUCACCUUCAAUCUCCGGGUUCCGCAAGGCCUCAAGACAUGCACAGUGCAUAUUGGAAUAAUUACACGAAGGUCAGUGAGGUGCAGCAAGGGGUUCACAUGUUUCCAACUCAACACAACUCAAACUAUCAAAUGCAGUUUUCGAGCAGCAGCAGCAUUGGAGGGCAAUCAUCUGCAAGUGAUUAUCAUAAUCAGUGGAGAUCCAGUGGUCCACAAGUUUUUGCAAGUGCUGCAGCAUCAUCAGGAUUCCCUCCUCAGCAGAUAGUAAGAUCCGAUCCUAAUUGGCUGCACACAAAUGGCUUUCAUUCUUACAUGAGACCACCCUGAUCAUUAACACUAGCUAAUUAAAUUAUAUGUAUACUAGUUAAGCUAUAUGUAUGACUGCUUCUUUCGACAAUGUAAGACCUCCUAAUUAUUUGUGGUAGUUUUGGUAAGUAUUGUGCAGCUUCAUCAAUGUGCCCUCACAAAUCAAAGGAGGGUGAGGGUGAAAGUUCAUUAGUACAUAACUUUCUAGUAAUAUAGUAUAUUUUUGUCUUGGUCUACUAAAUUAGAGAUCAACUUUUAUGUGA